AUGGUUCGUUACGCUGCUACCCCAGUCAACCCUGCCAAGAGUGCCUCCGCUCGCGGUGCCUACUUGAGAGUCUCGUUCAAGAACACCAGAGAGACUGCCCAAGCCAUCAACGGUUGGAACUUGGAGAGAGCUCAAAAGUACUUGGAGGAUGUUUUGGACCACAAGAGAGCCAUUCCUUUCAGAAGAUUCGCUCACUCCAUCGGUAGAACUGCUCAAGGUAAGGAGUGGGGUGUUCAAAAGGCUAGAUGGCCUGCCAAGUCUGUCAACUACGUCCAAGACUUGUUGAAGAACGCUCAAUCCAACGCUGAGGCUAAGGGUUUGGAUGUUGCUAAGUUGAAGAUUACCCACAUCCAGGUCAACCAGGCCCCAAAGCAAAGAAGAAGAACUUACAGAGCCCACGGUAGAGUUAACGCUUACCAAUCCUCUCCAUCCCACAUUGAGCUCAUUGUCUCUGAGGAGGAGGAGCAAGUCCAGAAGGCUGAUGAGUCCAAGAAGGUUAGAUUGAACACCAGACAAAUCGGUAGAUUGGCUCAACAGCAACGUAUCGCCGCUGCUCGCAAGUAA
Messenger RNA from Australozyma saopauloensis, 564 nucleotides. RefSeq names its product 60S ribosomal protein uL22 (gene RPL17B). Gene Ontology annotation, molecular function: structural constituent of ribosome. The coding region runs from base 1 to 564 and encodes 187 amino acids. Lineage: Eukaryota; Fungi; Ascomycota; Pichiomycetes; Serinales; Metschnikowiaceae. Gene Ontology annotation, biological process: cytoplasmic translation. The transcript has a single exon. The record is from RefSeq and is a predicted model, not a curated record. Gene Ontology annotation, cellular component: ribosome; cytosolic large ribosomal subunit.